AUGUCUCAAAUCGAAUUUCUUCCCAUCAUCGCGCUCUUGACGCAGCUUGUCACCUCUCAAAAGCUUCUCGUUGUGAUCACCGAGGGAAUCUCUGGCUCAGAUUUCUAUCGUUUCUCCGGUAAACCACCGUUUGAUACAUUCGAGAAUGAGGGCGUUUGGUCCACCCGAGUGGUGCCCGUUUUCCCGACGCUGCCAUUCCCCAAUCGGCACACGAUGCUUACAGGCGUUCUCCCCAAAAAACAUGAGCUUAUCGAUGAGUGGAUGUUGAAUUGGAAAACGGGGGAAACGUUCGCGAAUUUCACUCAACAAUCCGACUUUGAUGCACAAAAAUGGUGGAAUGUGCCUCCAGUUUACCUCAGCGCGACACGAGCUGGCGCCAAGACUGCGCUCUUUUUCUUCCCGGAGUGCUUUGUGGAAUGGUCUCCGCAACUCACAAUUUGUAUCCCACCAAGAGAGCCACCGAGUGAUGAAGAGGCUGACAGCAUUGCUGCCUCCAUUCUACAAGCUACAAAAUGGGCCGACUUGACAAUGGUUUACGAUUCGUGGAUUGGAGCCGAGAUGGCUGACGAGGGAUCGUUGAGGGGAGACUCGCCCGCACUGCAGCGACUAGCUAAUUGGCUCUAUCGCUUUUCGGCGGCUGCUCGGGAACGUGUCGAUCUCAACUUGAUCUUUGUCUCAAUGCAUGGAAGAAUUCAGGUUCCAAAGGAAAACGUUCAAAUUCUCGACAAUUUCGUUCCAAUGGAGAUGAUCGAGAAAACGGUCGGACGUGGAGCAAUUCUUCAGAUUAAAGCGACUCAAGGGAAAACUCAUCAAGUCUACAGUCUCCUCAACGAGACGAAUCCGAUCCCGAACGUGAAAGUUUUCUUCACAGCGCCCCGUGCCGGGAAUCUUCCCCGCUUUUUCCACUUUCGAAAGAGUCACUUGGUGGCCGAUCUCUUGUUGCUGGCGAAUCCGGGAUAUGGGAUCGUUGUGAAAAACGAAGAGAAGCGCUUUCCACCCUCAAACAGCUCAUCUCAAUUAGGGAAAUCUCUGGCCGGCUACAACCCUCAUCUCCCGUCGAUGAGCGGACUGUUUUUGGCGAUCGGGCCAGCUUUUCGCCCGUCUUUCCGCAAAGGUUCAAUUGAAAUUUGCGACAUAGCGGCGCUGAUUUGCUCUCUCGUUCAUGUUGAGUGCCCAAAAGUUGGCUGCGCUCGAAUCAAGCGGAUUGACGACAUUUUGACGAGCGACGCGCGGAUGGAGGUGCGACGCGCCUUUCAGAACGCGUCAUUCUCGAGGCGAAACGGGUUCUCGCAGUAUAUUAUCACCAUUUUCAUCUGUUUAUCUUUAUUUCAUAUCAUUUUG
Molecule: messenger RNA, 1341 nt
Organism: Mesorhabditis belari
Lineage: Eukaryota; Metazoa; Nematoda; Chromadorea; Rhabditida; Rhabditidae
Source: the annotation of a GenBank genome assembly